Molecule: messenger RNA, 4624 nt
Organism: Peromyscus maniculatus bairdii (prairie deer mouse)
Lineage: Eukaryota; Metazoa; Chordata; Mammalia; Rodentia; Cricetidae
Gene: Npsr1
Product: neuropeptide S receptor 1
Biological process (GO): neuropeptide signaling pathway; positive regulation of release of sequestered calcium ion into cytosol
Cellular component (GO): plasma membrane; cytoplasm
Molecular function (GO): vasopressin receptor activity; neuropeptide receptor activity
Source: RefSeq, a predicted model, not a curated record
UGGGCUCAGGGAGGGCUCUGUGCCUCCGCUCCGGUGAGCAAUAGCCAGAAGCCUUGAGAGGCAGAAGAGGCACUGAGCAAUCGAUCAGCAGCUGAUACUCCGGCUCUCAGGAGGCCAACUGGACUCUCUCACCCCACUGCAGGUGCAGGGGCCCUGAGACUCGACCCUGCCUGAGCCAUGCCAGCCAACCUCACAGAGGGCAGCUCACAUGCCAACCAGACGAUGCCGACACUAGACUCUUCCCCAGUAGCUUGCACUGAAAUUGUUACUUUCACUGAAGAGCUGGCGGCAGAGGAGUGGGGCUCCUUCUACUCCUCCUUCAAGACAGAACAGCUGAUAACCCUGUGGGUCCUGUUUGUCUUCACCAUUGUGGGAAACUCUGUUGUGCUGUUCUCCACUUGGAGAAGGAAAAGAAAGUCCCGAAUGACCUUCUUUGUGACUCAAUUGGCCAUCACGGAUUCCUUCACAGGACUGAUCAACAUCCUGACAGAUAUUAUUUGGCGAUUCACUGGAGACUUCCUGGCCCCAGACCUGGUCUGCAGAGUCAUCCGCUAUUUACAGGUUGUCCUGCUCUAUGCCUCUACCUACGUCCUGGUGUCCCUCAGCAUAGACAGAUACCAUGCCAUCGUUUACCCCAUGAAGUUUCUUCAAGGAGAGAAGCAAGCCAAAGUCCUCAUUGGGAUAGCCUGGAGCCUCUCGUUCCUGUUCUCCAUCCCCACACUGAUCAUAUUUGGGAAAAGGACACUCUCCAAUGGGGAGGUGCAGUGCUGGGCGCUGUGGCCAGAUGACUCCUACUGGACCCCAUAUAUGACCAUCGUGGCCUUUCUGGUGUACUUCAUUCCACUGACCAUUAUCAGUGUCAUCUAUGGCCUUGUGAUCCGAACUAUUUGGAUUAAAAGCAAAGCCCAUGAGACAGUGAUUUCCAACUGCUCAGGUGGCAAACUGUGCAGCAGCUACAACCGAGGGCUCAUCUCCAAAGCAAAAAUCAAGGCCAUCAAGUAUAGCAUCGUCAUUAUCCUCGCUUUCAUCUGCUGCUGGAGCCCAUACUUCCUCUUUGACAUGUUGGACAAUUUCAACCUCCUUCCAGACACCAAGGAGCGUUUCUAUGCCUCUGUGAUCAUCCAGAACCUGCCAGCCCUGAACAGCGCCAUCAACCCCCUCAUCUACUGCAUCUUCAGCAGCUCCAUCUGCUUCCCCUGCAAGGAGCAGAGGUCACAGGACUCCAGAAUGACAUACCGAGAGAGAAGCGAGAGGCAAGAGAUGCAGAUUCUCUCCAAGCAGGAAUUCAUCUAAAUCCUGAAGCAACCAUGCUAGGCUGAGCUCAUUCAGUCCUCCUGGGUCUCCAUCACCAGUCAGUGGAUGUGCAUGAAGCUUGAGCCACCCCUGUCCCAGUCCUGUGUCACCUAGCUGAUGCAUGCGGCAAACUUCCCAGUGAGGGCAUGCCAGCGGCAAUGCGAGCACUAGCCAACAUGAACCCAUCACCUCUUCAUGUCAGCUAGGGAAGACAGUUCUCUCUUCCUAAUUUUUCCCAGCCCUCCUUCCCACAGCUCAGCCUCUUGUGAACUGAUGACGCAGACAAGCAGAAAGAGCUCGAAGGCCUCUCCCUGAGUCAUCUGAUUACAAGAUUGAAAGUAAAUACAAGACUUAACAAAGAGGAGACAGCUUCCCAGCAGUUUUGUAUUGGAAAUUUGGUGAGGGUAGAUGAGAUAUUUGCCCCUGAAAUGCCAAGAAAUUCAUUUCUAGACCCUGGUACUGUACACAUCCUCUGUGUGCAGGAAGAGGUGUUGGCAGGAACAAGCUCCCAAGGCCAUUGCAAUGUGAUUUCUGAAAGGGACAAUAUAGCUUCCUGCUGAGCAAGGUCACCAGGCACAUUCUCUCCUAGCAGAAAGAUCACACCAAAUAGUGACAGAUCCUUGACUGUGAAUCCCAGAGAGAACUGAGACCUGGAACUCACAGCUCUUUGAGGCCAUGCUAAGGCUCGUUCCCUCCCUGUAGUCAACAUCCAAGCCACUCUGAGCUCCAUUCCACACACCUCGGGGACAUUUCUGCCCAGCUUCACUCUCAGACACCUCUUCACCUGGGAGCUUAGCUCUAUGGCCUUCCCAACAUGAUGUUCUUGUAAGCUCUUUGCUGUCCGUGUGCUGUAGCCUCAGUCUGUCUGGUACCUCUGCGAGGAAGUGCUGGUCGCACUUAUUUUGACAGGUCUGCAAUUCAGUAUUUAUAAGUAUAAUUCAAAUGAAAUAUGACUAAAUGUUUUCUAGUCAAUUUUUUUCUUCAGAUUUUGCCAGAAGUGGAAAUGGCAUCAUUUGACUGUGUAUACGUCUCCACCCACGGCCCUGUGACGCGUGUGAGCAUUCCUAUAUUUAGCUCCUCAUACAGUCUUUGACAUUGAAAUCUCCUUGGAAAAAUCCUCCCUUCCAGAGUUUAAACCUUUUCUUGUCCUUUCGGCUGACUGCUGGGUGCAGUCAUUAAUAUGCUCGGUCUAUUUUAACAACACCUUAUUCCUCAUUAUUGUAUCGGCUCAAAGACUGCCUGCUUCAGGUCGUGGUGGCAAUUUCCCCACAAAUUUCUUUUUCAAUUCCCUCUGACUUUAGGGAAAGCAUCUUUUUAGGCAGAAAUCAGACACUUUACCAACUGUCUCUCAAAAAAAAAUUAUUCCCUAAGUUUGAGGAGACAGAAUAAUUUACCUCUCUGUCCGCGCAACAGUUUUGGAGGCCACUUACUCUCCCUCCAAUCAGCUAAACGUGAGCGAACAGGAGCUGUGAGUGGCUGAGAAGUGCUUUUCAACAUUUCCCUUUAAAUCAAGAUGUGCCACAGAAGACUCACAGAUCUGCUGCUGGAAUAGCUGCCUGCACAGGAUCCAAUUAACAAGCCGGAUCUGGCAGGGGUCCUAGCGAGCAGAACAGGAGGCCCGGGCUUCUGAUAGAUGUUCUCCAUCUCUGUCAGGUUCUGGUCUGCAGGACGUGUCCCAUGUCUACCAUCCAUCAAUCCAUCCUUAAAGUUAAAGAGAGAGUGCAGUGAGGGCCAGCGUGCCGUCUGUGGACUGUUGGGAGGAUGUAUCUCUGAUCCCCAGAGGAGGCUGGAAAAAUAAUGGGGCAGAUUUUUGUAGGAAGCUGCCAUUUAUGGAGAACUUGCUUUACACUGAUACAGGGUCUGAAAUCUUCACUGACAUUACUUUCCAAACUUGGAAAAUAGUUUAAGCAGGGUAGUCAUUAGUCUUAUGACCUUGGAUGAAUCAUCUCCUGUCCCUGGGCAUCACUUGUCUAUCUGUAACAUGGGGCCAAAAUAACACUGGAGCAGAGGAUGUUGUGGUUUGCAGACUGUGAUGGAUUAAAUUAGCCCUGCAGAGAGUGCUGCUAGGAUUCUCCCCUUUGAAGACCAACACUUUAGUGACUCAAGGUUUAGUCAUUUGCCUUUUAGAGAUAUAACUUUUCUCCCUACCACAAAAACUCAGAAACUAAUAUAACAACCCAACUAGGAAAGAGUGUAAUCUUGUGUAGAAAAUUAGAACGGAAGCUACAAUGUUGCUGCUAUCUGUAGCCUUUGAUGCUACAGAUGGGACUAGAAAAGACAACAUGGUGGUGUGUAAAAUGAAAGGGCCUACUUUCCACACCAAGAUGUCAAGAAGUGUGUGGAUACAGUAUUGCACAGCUUCAGGGAUAGGAAAAGGUUUAGGUUAACAGAGUUGCUGUGUUUAAUGUAUUCACUCACAUUAUAGAAAAUGUCUCUGCUUUACUGAACUAAAUGCAACAUGGUUAAAGACUCCCUUCUUUCAGGGCAUAUUUGCAGCACAAUUUAAUUGAGGUUUAAUUUCAUCAAGGAACAGCUCCCGCAGGCCACCCUGCCCCUACCCCAAAGCAUUAAUACCUUAUGACUGACUUUCCACUGUGAUAAUCAUGAGAAUAAAGAACCUUUGAACUAGUCUAACAUACAUCUCAGGUUUCUUCCCAGUCUCAUUCAGACAAGUCUGCAUAGAAACAUUCAGAAAUGACCUUGUCUCCUCCUUCUAUAUUCACAGUGUGGAUUUAAAAGGGCUGUAGGCCUCCAUUUGAUGAGAAAAUAGGAAAAAGAAAAAUAUUCUUUUGUCAGGAAAUAAAGUGAUUCUAAUCUUGUGUUUUAGUUGACAUUUCAGACUGACCACAGACCUGUUGCUGACAGCCUGAGUGUGGGUUUGUGUAUUGUUUUGUUCCGUUCCAAUCAUCAUUUGAAUAUAGCUCAUUGUGUAUGCAAUUCUAUCAACAGUCCCUACAGCUUGGCAACCUUCAUUCCUGUAAAAGGAGAUGGCCCUUACCAAGCUGCCAAACUUCUUGCUUGGGGAAAUAUGAAACAGCUAUGCCUCAUUUAAGAAUUGAUUAUUCACAAUAGGGCUGGAAUAGUUAACAUUUCAACAUGCAGUUCCAUCCUUACAGAAUGUUUAAAUUAAGGGGAGUCUUCUCAGAGACUCCCAAAAAAAGGUGCCAGGGGGUAACCCAAAGUUCUGAACACAAUUGCAUAUGAACCUAAAGGUGAUUAAAUAUAAUGAAAGUAUUUCAAGUUCCUUGAAUUACUUUAAAUGAACAUAGAAUGUAGAUUGGGAUUACACAUUGAUAUAUCAAGAUAUGAUCAAGAAUAUAUAAAAGGUUUC